Molecule: messenger RNA, 3645 nt
Organism: Scheffersomyces amazonensis
Lineage: Eukaryota; Fungi; Ascomycota; Pichiomycetes; Serinales; Debaryomycetaceae
Exons: 1
Coding region: 195-3614 (1139 amino acids)
Biological process (GO): Golgi to vacuole transport; retrograde transport, endosome to Golgi
Cellular component (GO): GARP complex
Molecular function (GO): syntaxin binding
Source: RefSeq, a predicted model, not a curated record
AAGAUAGUUUACAAAAGCUUAGUCAAAAGAAAUUGAAACUGUAUAAAAGUGAUGAUGAUAAUGAUAAUGAUAAUGAUAAUGAUAAAUUAUCUACAAGUUCUUCAUUAGCUAAUUUAACUUAUAAUGAAAUUGAUGAUAUUAAUCAAAUUCCAAAAGUAUUCUUAGAUCCUAACUUUAGAUUAGAUGAUCCUCGAAUGUUUAAUCAAGUUAUGGAUGGUACAACAAUCUUACAAGAUGAUCAAUUAGUUAAUAAUAAUGAAAUUCAAGAAAAAUUACUGCAUUAUUUAGAUAUUGUUGAAGUUAAUUUAAUUAAAGAAAUUUCAAAAACUUCAGAUUCAUUUUUUAGUACUAUAGGAGAUAUUCAAACUAUGAAAUUAGAAUCUGAUGAAUGUGUUAAACAAUUUAAAUCAAUUCAAAAUAAAGUAGAUGUAUUAGAUAAACAACAUGCUCAAAGAGGGAUAAAAAUUUUACAAUUAUUAUCUGAACAAAAAUCAAUUGAAAAUUUAGAAUCAUCAAUUAUUCAAAUUAAAUAUAUAGUUGCCAUAUUUGAAUUGGCAAAUAAAUCUUAUACUAAUGCAAAUUAUAGUAAAUGUUUAACUGAAAUAGUUAUAGUUGAAAAUCUUAUUCAUGGAAUAAAUUAUGAACAAUUGACUGAUGAUGAAGUAGGAGAAUAUUAUCCUCGAUUUAAAUAUCCUUUAGUUAAUUUAACCUCACUUCCUGCUUUAGUAUAUUUACAAAAUGAUUUACAAAAUUUAAAGGAAGAAUGUUCAAAAGGUUAUAUUAAUGAUUUUAUACAAAUCUUAUUACAAGAUUUACGAGAUCAUUAUAAAUCUAUACCUAUUCAAGAUACUUUAAAUCGAUUAUAUAAUUCAAUUGAUAAACAAAAGAAAUAUCAAUCUCGAAUAAUUAAUUUAAAUUAUCUGGUAAUAAAUGAAUCUACUAAAUUAAAAUUAAUUGAUUAUGUUAAGAAUCUUUCAAAAGCUGGAAAAUUAAUUCAAGCUUAUACACUUUAUCAAGAUAAAAUUAUUGUGGAAAUUAAAAAUAUUAUAAAAUCAAAUUUACCUUUAAGUAGUGGGAAUGGAUCAAGUAAUGGUAAUGGUAAUGGUAAUGGGAAAUAUUUAUCAGUUGAUCUUUCCAAUGUUCCUUCAAGAUCAUCAUCAGAUCCUCCUGAAUCAUCAUCGGGUGGUGCAGCACCUACAUCUUCCAAUUCUUCUAAUUCUUCUAAUACUUUAUCAUCCAGUAUUAAAGCUUUAACUCCAAAAGAAUUUGAAACAAUGUUUACAUCAGCAUAUACUAAUCUUUCUGAAUGUUUACGUAGAUUAACUGCUCAUCAAAAGUUAUUAUUAGAUAUUGCAUUAACUAAUAUUUCACCAGAUAUUACUCGAAAUAUAAAUAUAAUGGCCCUUGAUAUUUCAGGAGCUAUUAAUAGAGCCAUUGAAUUAACUCAAAUUAGAUUAACUAAAGUUAUAAAUGUUAGACUGGAACAAACAGCUGAUAUUCCAGUUGAAUAUUAUUUAAGAUUAUAUUCAAUAUCUUCAGCUUAUUUACAAGAAUGUGAAUUAAUAAGUCCUGGUUAUGUUUCAACUGGUGGAGGUAGUUCAUUAAGUGAAUGGUUUAAACAUCAUAUUGUAUAUUUUAUUCAUAGAUUUCAUCAAAAUAGUCUUAAAAAGUUAAUUUAUGAUUGUGAUCAUGAAUCUUGGAAAGAUAUAACUCAACCAGAAAUCAUUGCUGAAAAUCAAAUUGUGUUAGAUGAAAUUAUAGGUUAUUCUAAUUAUAUUAUAUCUAAACAACAUGGAUUUUCAGGAUCUGAAUGGAUGAAACCAUUUGAUUUCUCCCAAGAUAUUGAUAGAGGAUCCACUAGUAAUACUAGUAAUACUACUACUACUACUACUACUACUACUACUACUACUACUACUACUAAAACUAACAAUUCAGCAAAACUCACUAUUGGUAAGGACAAAUUUGUUAUCCCUAAUUUAGCAUUACUUUCAUUAAAAUCACUUCGAGAUUAUUUAAUAAUUUCAAAGGCAUUUCCUAAUACUAUAUCCACUAUUGAAAUUAAUAUUUUGAAUUAUUUCAAAUUAAUGAAUUCUAAAACUUCUCAAGCCGUAUUAAAUGCCGGUGCUACAAGAACGGCUGGAUUGAAACAUAUAACUACCAAACAUUUAGCAUUAUGUAUACAAUUAAUUGAAUUCAAUAUCUCAUUAUUAAUUGAAUUACAAAAUGCAUUUCCUAAGAAGGAAGCCACUCCUCAAAGGGAUGGAAACCAAAACCAAAACCAAAACCAAAGCCAAAAUCAAAACCAAAAUCAAAAUCAAAACCAAAAUCAAGGUGAAGAUCCGACAUUUACUAGAAUUAUCAGUAAUUAUAAAGAUCAUGAGAAUGAAUUAUUCUCUAAACUUGUUUCCAUAAUGCAUGAUAGAGCUCUUAGUCAUUGUAAUGCAAUCAUUGGUAUAGAUUGGUCUCAACCACUUAUUCAUCCUAAACAAUGUCAUCAAUAUAUGGAAAUAUUAGUAAAGGAAACUACAACCGUUGCCACCACACUUUUACGAUAUUUACCGGAAAUUAAAUGUUCAUUAAUUAUGCUGCAAAUCUUUGAUAAUUUUAAACGAUUACUUGUUGAAUGUUAUUGUACAAAAUUAAAACAAUUUAAAGAUUUUAAUGAAAAACAAAUGGUAUUAAAAGAUAUUGAUUAUUUCCGAGUUAAAUUAUGUGAAUUACCAGGUUAUGGAAAUUCUGGUCAAGUUAUUUGGGAGAAUGUUAAUUCACUUCCUACUGAAGAAGAUACCAAAAUGGCUGAAAUUAUGAGGAAGAAUAUUGAUAGUGAAAAAAAACAUAAUGUCACUGCUCCUAAUUCCCAGAAGAAUUCUGUUGAAAUUCCUGUAAAGGAAUCAUCUAAGGAAGUAGACAAGACUACUGAAGUAGAUGAUAAACCGGAGGUACCUGAAAAGGAUAUUGUAAAAGUACAAGGGACUGAAAAGGGUACUGACAAGGAGUCUGUAAGUGAAACAGCCAAGAGUCCAGAGCCUGUUGAAGAGACUGAAGAGACUGAAGAAUCCGUUGAAGAGACUGUUAAAGAUUCUGUUAAAGAGUCGCAGACUCAAGAGACUGAUAAACAGGAUGAACUUAAAACUAUUGAGUCUGAAUCAGAGAAGAAAGAGCCAGAGACAACUGCAGACGCAGAAGAAGAGGAAUCAAAACCAGAGUCUAAGGAACUUGAGGAUCCUAAAGAAUCUGAAUCUGCUGAAGAAGAGUCUCCUAAUGUAGAGUCUUCUAAAGAGACAGAAUCUGAAGAGCCUGAAGUCGAUAUUACACCUACAGAAGAAGCUGCAACCCAAUCAAAUGGUACUACAGUAACUUCAAGUUCAGACCAGGACCAAGACAUAGAGGCGAAGUCAGACAAAGAAACUGAAGUUAAAGAGAAUCUGGUAGAUGCUGUUGAACCAAGUAAUGAAUUGGAAACCAAUCAAGAGUCAGAAGAUCAAGUGAAACAAAUUGAUAUACAAAAUGGUACAAGCCAAGAUAUCUCUGUUCCUAAUGAUAACACAACAGAAACUAAAGAAUCUAAUGGAGAUUCUGAAGCUGGACCAGUACCAGUACCAGAUUCUACAUAAUUAUAUAGAGCUAAUUUAUAUUCUAUAUUUG